AUGCUUCUGUCAGCGUAUACUGGCGAAGAGAAUGUAGUCUUCGGGACUGUCUUCUCAGCGCGUUCCAGCUCAGCCACCCAAGCGACAGCGUUCCCCGCCAUCUCAACUAUUCCUGUGGUCUGCAAGAAUGCUGCUGAGACUGCUAAGGUAAUUGCUCAGAUGGUUGAGUACAAUGCUACAGCUUCUCGUCAUCGCUUCACACCACUAUCGGAGCUUCAACAGAUUGCCGGCGACGUUCGCCGAGCUCUGUUCGACACAGUCUUCGUCUAUCAGAAGAUCACAGGAUCUCGGAAUGAGACUAACGCCCUCUCGGUCUUACGGGAGACAGCAUCUGUUGAAUAUACCGUUUCUAUGGAGCUCGAGAUGACGAAAAACGGCAGGCUUGCAGCUCAUUUGACGUACAAUACCAGCAAAGUCACAGCUGAGCAUGCUCAACUCUUGCUGGCGCAGUAUGAGAGCAAGCUUGGAGAUCUGCUGGGCCAUCCACUCGACACGUCUGACAGCAAGUUGUACUCGAUCGUACCGGCUAGAACGCCACGAUUGCCAUCCAAGGCAGCAUUCCUGCACGACUUUGUAGAGCUCAGCGCUGAUGAGUAUCCAGACAGGCCAGCACUAGAAUUCAUCUCUGCUUUAGGGCACGGAAAAGCUGGCAAGAAGAUCUGGACGUACAGAGCAUUGAACGAGCGUGCCAAUCAACUCGCUCAUCGACUUAGACAGGAGGGAAUUAUUGCUGGUAGCAUCGUCGCAACACGCAUGGACAAAUGUGCUGAAGCAUCAAUUUCAUUUAUUGCUAUCCUAAAAGCCGGCUGCUCAUUCCUUGCACUAGAUCCAGAGCUACCCCAGGCUCGGCAAGAGUUCAUUCUCAAGGACUCUGGCGCUGCUGCGUUGCUCGUAGACCCCCCAGGCGCAAAGAGACAACAAGCUGGCACUCCUGUCACCAUCGUGGUACAAGAGUGCGAGCUAGCCAACCAGCCAACCAAGAACGUUGUUUCGGGUCUCCAAGAUGUUAGUGCAACUUGCUAUUGUCUGUACACCUCUGGUACGACUGGGACGCCGAAGGGAUGCGAGAUCAGCCAUGAGAAUGCCGUACAGGCCAUACUGGCCUUUCAAAAACUGUUCGAGGGGCGCUGGACAGAGUCCUCAAGAUGGCUGCAAUUUGCCAGUUACUGGUUUGAUGUCAGUGUCCUCGAGCACUUCUGGAGCUGGAGCGUCGGGAUAACGAUGGUUGGAGCAUCUCGGGAUAUGGUGCUCGAGGACUUAUCGGGCUCGAUACAAUCCAGCAGGAUCACACACAUCGCCUUGACACCUUCUUUGGCACGUCUAGUGGACCCAGAAGACGUACCGAGUCUACAUGGUGGAGUUUUCAUAACUGGUGGCGAGGCUCUCAAGCAAGAGAUUAUUGACUCAUGGGGUUUAUACUCAACAGUCUGCAACUUUUAUGGUCCAACCGAAACAACCAUUGGUGUCACGUCAAACACUUUCCUCGGCUGUGAUGCCAAGUCGACCAACAUUGGCAGGCCGUUCAGUAACGUUGGAGUCUUUGUACUUCAGCCGAACUCCGACCAAGCAGUACUGCGCGGUGCCGUCGGUGAGCUCUGUGUUUCAGGCAAGCUUGUUGGUAAAGGGUAUCUUAACAGACCAGACCUUACCAGCAAGGCCUUCCAGUAUCUGGAUAGAUACAACGAGACGGUCUACCGUACUGGAGACCUGGUCCGACUUUUAGCCGGUGGAUCGAUAUCUUUCGUUGGACGUAAAGAUACGCAAAGCAAGCUCAGAGGCCAAAGACUCGAAGUCGCAGAGAUAGACAGUGUAAUCAAGAGCUCAUCGCCACUGAUUGAGGAUGCACACUCACUGGUCAUCAAGAGCGAUGAUGAAGUCAAGCAGACACUCGUGUCAUUCUGUACCUCUGGUGGGCCAGGCCAGAGGAGAAAGUCCGAGAUCGACCAUUCUCCGGCUUCCAAGAGUCUCGUGACCAAGGUCAUGGAUGUUUGUCGAGGGCACCUACCUGGAUACAUGGUGCCUACACACAUCGUUCCGUUGACGACUUGGCCUCUCACUGUCAACAACAAGAUUGACUCGAAGCAGCUCAUCAAGCUGUACAGUUCGAUGACAACGAUAACCAGCGAUAGUCAGGACAGAGUUCAGGGUGCGGAGAGGCCAUUGAAUGAGGCAGAGAAGAUCAUCUGCACCACGGUCGCAACUAUGCUGAAGCUUGACCGGUCGCUGGUGCAGCGCCAUACCAACUUCUUCUCCUUGGGCUUAUCGUCCGUGUCCGCGAUCACGCUUGCGAGCCUACUAAAGCGCUGUGGAGUUCGUACAGUCAGCGUCGGCACAAUUAUGCAAUAUCCGACCAUCUUCGAGCUUGCUGCUGCGACAGGUGACGAGGAAACUGACCAUUCGAAGUCCAACCAUGUCCGUGAAGCACUACUUAGCCUGUCUGCUUAUGCAUUGCGUCACCGGACGAGCGCCCUUCGCACGCUGAAGAUACCCAUGCACGACAUUGAGGCUAUCACGCCUUGCACAGGUCUGCAGACAGGACUUCUUCUGGAAUGUAUUCGACAGCCCGAACGUCCGUACUUCAACGAGUUCCGCUAUCGUCUACGGGACGUGAAUCACGAGAGAUUGCGUAGAGCCUUUGAGCGCAUUGUUGCGGCCACACAGAUACUACGAGCACGAUUCGUACAAAGUGACGAUGGCUUCGUCCAGGUCAUACUAAAGAAUAUCGAUCUCCCGUGGCACCAUGUUCGACCGAGUUUAGAUGUGGCUGUGUGUCACAUGGCUUCGAUGCGCUUACAGUGGUGCGAGAUGAAUAGCGAGCAGAUUACACAGCCUUUUCAAGUGGUCAUCUAUGAGCAUCCGGGUUGGUCAGAGCUAGUUCUUUACGCUCAUCAUGCAAUAUACGAUGGCACUAGUUGGGACCUCAUGAUGGACGCUCUGGCAGAAGCAUACAAAAACAAUAGCACUCCAGAUUGUGGGCCACGGUUCACAGAUGUCCUACCGCAUGGGCCGAUCUGUCACAUGGCCGAAGCAGAACGGUUCUGGAGACAGCGAAUGGAAGGCUUUCGACAUCAGCCUUUGAGGAAGGCUACUUCUGAUCCGGGCGACACUAUCACUGCUAACCUUUGUAUCAAAGACAUGGCAGGGAUCGAACAGUUGCGCAAGGAUCUCGGUGUGUCCCACCAAGCUCUGCUCCAAGCGUGCUUCGAAGUGGCUAUCAAGCAGCCUUUCAGCGAUUCAACCUCAUAUGGCCAGGUAGUAUCUGGACGUUCGAUCGCUUUCGAAAGGGCAGACUGUAUUAUUGGACCUCUUUUCAACACCAUUCCAGUGGUGUUGUCUGUCGAUCCAGGUGAUAGCUGGGCGUCCUUGAUCAGGCGCUGCCAUCAAAUGAACACGACAUUGCUUCCAUACCAGCACACGCCACUUCGGGAUAUACGCAAGUGGUGUGGAUGGUCAUCGACAGACUCAAUCUUCGACGUCCUCUUUGUCUUCCAGCACUCUACUAAGCAACCACUUGGGGAGAAGUAUGAUUUAUGGUCGGUCGUCGAGCAACCACCACGGGCAGACUAUCCACUAUCAUUAGAGCUCACCAUGAUGCCCAAUGCAACUCUACAAGCCACAAUCGUCGCUCAAGCAGAUGUAGUUGAUCACAAUAUACUGGAAGCGAUGCUGGGAAGUUUUGUUACUGCGCUCAGCGCUGUGGGCACGGACCCAGACCGUAGUAUCGCACAGGACUUCACUAUUUCAUCGAAAGUUGCGAACGACUCCCGAUCCCACGAAGCAAGACUUCAGCCUUACCUCAAUGGCGUACACAACUUCUCCUGGACCGAGCAAGCACUGAAGCUGCGCAGUACGAUUGCACAAAUAGCUGGUGUACAAGGUGAUGUAGUAGAUGAGCAUACGUCCAUCUUCGCACUUGGCAUGGACAGUAUUGACGCCGUCAAGCUUGCCUCGCGAGCCAAGAAAUCAGGAUUCGUACUACCCGUCAGCAAAAUCUUGCAGUGUCAGACCAUAGCGAGGAUGCUGGAAGCCAUUGGCCAAAGCGGAGACAACGCUGUAUCUGACGGCGAUCUCAACGACAGACUCGUCGAGCAAUCGAAAGCCCUGUUCGGAGCCAUCAGAACCGAGCACGGUUAUUCUGUAAGUUGUGUCGAGAAAGUCCUACCAGCAACACCGAGCCAAGAGGCUCUAGUCGCGGACAUGAUUCGAUCAGACUUUCAAGACUACUACAAUCACGAUGUGCUUGAGUUGGACUCGCAGACAGAUGUCAGAAGGCUGAACGACGCCCUACAGCAGGUUGUUAAUGGCUCGUCCAUACUUCGGACCGGGUUCUACGAGGUCACUGCUGCUGAUGUGGAUGCCACGUUUGCUCAAGUCAUCUGGCCAUCCUCCUUCAUACAGAUCCAAGAAGCGGCCAUCGAGACUGACAUCGAGACCAUUCUACGCACAGUCACAGAAGAAGUCAAAGGUUGUCGUAACGGCCAGCCACUUCUCCGUCUAAUGAUGGCAAGCAACACAACCAACCGCUACCUAAUCAUCUCGCUGGCACAUGCACAGUAUGACGGCCACAGCCUGGCCUUGCUACAUGAGGACAUCUGGCUAGCCUAUGGGGGUGAGUACGUCCUACGCCCACCCUAUGAGGGGAGUAUACAGCAAGCUAUCUCGUCCACGGAAGAGGCGGCCCGCAAGUUCUGGUCGAGCAGUUUUUCCGAAGCACAACGGCAGCCCUUUCCACAGCGAGCAGCCCUGGAGUCCGGUGAAAUUGUGCAUCGUGCCGAGAAGUCGUCGAAGUUGUCUUCUGCCACCGUGCGAAGCUUCUGUCAAGCCAACAGCAUCUCAGUGCAAGCCCUAGCCCAGACUUGCUGGUCUCUGGUGUUGGCUUCUCACACAAAAGCACUAGAAGUCACGUUUGGCGUUGUGUUGGCCUGCAGAGACAGCGAAGAAGCUGAACGCAUCAUGUUCCCCAUGAUGAACACGGUCCCAGUGCGCGCGGCACUCCACGGAACCAAGCUGGAAAUACUGCGAGCUAUGCAGAGUAGUAUUGAUGAUAUGCGGCCUUACCAGCGUACACCCCUGAGGACAAUACAAGCCGUGUGUAGUGACGCAGCGGAGGACCGAAGCGGUUCCGGGCUGUUCGAUGCGCUGUUCAUCUACCAGCACAGACCAGAAGCUCGAAAGACUCGGACACAUCCACUCUACAAAUCUGUCGGAGGUCGCUCAAGCGUCGAGUACCCUGUGGCUGUCGAGAUGGAAGCUGUUGGUGACAACAUGCUCAUGAGAUGUGCUUGCAAGAGCAGUGUACUGGACGAAGAAGGCACGAACAAUUUGCUCAACCAGCUCGAUACUGUGCUCGAGAGUAUCGUCAACACGCCCACUGAGCCUACGGUCACCUUCCGAGAAGGAGGUCAAGUCUCGAUCGGCACACUUCCUGCCUUCACCCUCACAUCUAACACCACCGACAAGCCUGUUGCAAAGCCUAUAGGUCCGACCAAUGUGCAGGAUGGGUUAUCAGCCACUGCUCUUCUCAUCCGCGAAACCCUAGCACAAGUAGCGAAAGUACCGGCCGACAGCAUCUCACCCAUCGCCACGAUUGAAACGAUAGGGAUCGAUUCGAUCUCCGCUAUCAAGGUAGCGGCAGUGUUGCGCAAGAAGUCCAUUCGCUUGCCUGUGAGCGAGAUCCUGCGAGCGAGGACUAUUCACCGUAUGGCUGAGGCUGCUGAGAGCAUGUCGAAAGCCAAGGAGCCCGAGAAUGUGAAUGCCGAGGCCGUAGUUGUCCAAGUCCUGCAGGAGCGUGGCUUGACGGAUCUAUCCUCGAGAUUUGGUAUAGACCUGUGCGAUGUGCAGGCUGUGCUUCCUGCGACGGCUGGGCAGGUGUAUAUGCUCAGUACCUGGCUACAGUCUGCGGGUCAACUGUUUUACCCGACCUUCAGCUACGAGAUCCAGACCAGUCUUGGUGAAGAUCGGCUCAGACAUGCCUGGGAGCAGCUCGUCAAGCGUCAUGACGUGCUACGGACUGUCUUUUGCGCGACCAACGACUCGAGCAUACCUGCCGUACAAGUAGUGUUCAAAUCAGUGCCUGGAAGCUUCAACACAGACAUCGUCCAGCAGUCAGAGGCCAGGGUACUUCUCCAGCCAAUGGUCUCCCUAUUUACCGAGCAGACCAACAAAAGUUGGCUUCUGAAGCUCACCAUCCAUCAUGCCCUCUACGAUGCCGUCUCCUUACCCUUACUAAUGCAAGACUACUCCUCCCUCCUAAACGACAAGGAGCCAGUCCAGCUGAGUAUCCAGUCGGCCGACGUCCUUGCAUUAUCCAUCACGGAAGCGGCACAGGACAAACAACGGGAGUUCUGGAGAUCAUACUUCAAGGACCUUCACGCCCCAGCACUCAAGCAGCCAACCAUAUCAGGUGCACAAAACCGAGUCGAACUAUUCAAGCCUGGCCUAUUCUCCGAUACAGCUGGGUUGGAAAGCGUAGCAAGACAAGAAGGCGUAACGAUCCAGGCUCUUCUCUUCGCCACAUACGCUAAGGUCUAUCUCAGCCUUACCACCAGCAACUCCGCGAGCACCAAAGCAGAUGGAAAAGAGCAUGACGUUUUUCUAGGCAUCUACCUCUCCAACCGCUCCCACCUCCCGGACCUCGAUAAGCUCGCAGCACCAACACUUAAUCUCGUCCCCCUGCGCGUGCGACAUCCUGCGACGAAGACGAUUUUGGGGGUAGCGAGAGAGAUCCAAAGGGAUUUACAGGCUAUCGGUACAGCGGAGAACUCUGCUGUAGGGCUGUGGAGGAUUAAGGAGUGGACGGGUGCGAAGAUUGAUACGUUUGUUAAUUUCUUGAAAUUGCCCGAGGGGGUUAAGAAUGAUGAGGUGGAGCGACGGGGUGGGACGGUCGUGCUGCGGGAGAUGGUUGGGAGGAGGCGGGAGGGGUAUGCGAGGGUGGCGGGGCCGGGUGAUGAUCAUGUAGGGUUCACGCCGCCCAAAGCGCUAAGUGGGUUGAAGGUGAAGGAUGCUUACUCAUAUUCGCUUGAUCUCGAGGCGACCGUAACGAACGGGAGGCUGGAUCUGGGCUUGUUUUGUCCGGAAGAAAUGCUAGGACUACAGGAGGCACAGGAUGUGAUGGUGGAAUUGGAGUGUCUGUUGGAGAAGCUGGUCGGCAAGGCGAAAGAAUGA
This is a messenger RNA of Recurvomyces mirabilis, 7164 nucleotides long. RefSeq lists its product as uncharacterized. The coding region runs from base 1 to 7164 and encodes 2387 amino acids. Gene Ontology annotation, cellular component: cytoplasm. Gene Ontology annotation, biological process: amino acid activation for nonribosomal peptide biosynthetic process; ferrichrome biosynthetic process; cellular response to iron ion starvation. Lineage: Eukaryota; Fungi; Ascomycota; Dothideomycetes; Mycosphaerellales; Teratosphaeriaceae. The record is from RefSeq and is a predicted model, not a curated record. Gene Ontology annotation, molecular function: catalytic activity; phosphopantetheine binding. The transcript is spliced from 3 exons.